Molecule: messenger RNA, 669 nt
Organism: Miscanthus lutarioriparius
Lineage: Eukaryota; Viridiplantae; Streptophyta; Magnoliopsida; Poales; Poaceae
Source: the annotation of a GenBank genome assembly
AUGGCCGGCUCCACCAAGGUGCUGGCCGCCGUCCUGCUCGUCGACCUCGUCGCCUUCGGCCUCGCCAUCGGCGCCAUGCAGAGCCGCCCCUCGGUACAUUCCUCCUGCCGCCGUCUUUCUUUCCUACCUGCGUUUUCUUUCUCCCCUUUUCUGACGCGGGUGCCGGCGCCGCCACCGCUCUUCUCCUUGUUUGCCGUCCCGGCUCUGCAGGCGAGGCUGGAGACGGACGCGCGGCAGGAGUGGACCUACUGCGUGUACCGCACCGACGCCGCCACGGCGCUGGGUGGGGCCGCGCUCGCGCUCCUGUUCGUGGGACAGGCGGUGGCCGCCGCCGCCAGCCGCUGCUUCUGCUGCGGGUCCGCGCUGCGGCCCGGCGGCGCCCGGGCCUGCGCGCUCGUCCUCUUCCUCUCCUCCUGGGUGACAUUUGUCAUCGCUGAGGCGUGCUUGCUGGCUGGUCUGUUGCAAUCCGCCUACCACACUGGCUAUCGGACGGUCUUUUUCCAGAACCCGCCGGACUGCGAGACCGUGCGGAGGGGCACGUUUGGAGCCGGCGCUGCGUUUGCCCUUUUCACCUGCGUGCUCACCUCGGCCUACUACUACUACUACUUCUCCAAGGCGCGGAUCCACUACCACCGCCCGGAAGCCGCCAUCGGCAUGACCGCGUUGUAA